This is a messenger RNA of Vitis riparia (riverbank grape), 1077 nucleotides long. RefSeq lists its product as uncharacterized. NCBI's taxonomy places the organism in Eukaryota, Viridiplantae, Streptophyta, Magnoliopsida, Vitales, Vitaceae. The transcript has a single exon. The record is from RefSeq and is a predicted model, not a curated record. Bases 1 to 1077 code for a protein of 358 amino acids.
AUGCAGAUAUUCCCAGAAAGUGUGCGGAAACUUUGGAAUGAAUGGGAGCUACGCUUCAUGGUUCUACUCAGCCUUUUCCUACAAAUCGUCCUAAUCAUCUUUAGCAACCAACGAAAGUACAGAGUCACACCUUGGAUCAGAAUCCUGAUUUGGUCGGCCUACUUGUCCGCAGACUGGGUGGCGACAGUAUCCCUCGGUACCCUCUCAAACAGCCAAGGAGAUUCGGAAGGGAAACUUCUGGAUCCAAACUACACCCUCAUGGCAUUUUGGGCGCCAUUCCUUCUCUUGCACCUUGGUGGUCCGGACACUAUCACGGCUUACUCCUUAGAAGAUAAUGAGUUGUGGUUAAGGCACUUGCUAGGACUAGUUGUCCAAGUUGGAGUGGCUUUCUACGUGUUUCUGAGGUCAUGGGCAGGAACUCCACUCACAUUUCUAUCCAUUCCAAUGUUUGUGGCUGGAAUUAUCAAGUAUGGAGAGAGGACCUGCGUUCUGAGGUCUGCAAGCAAGAAUCACUUUAAAGAUUCUUCGCUUCCUUCUCCUGGACCUGAUUAUCUUGAUUUGGUGAGGAGAUAUGGUUUACAGAAAGGGAAAAUGGAAGCCGUUACAAUCAGGAAUAAAAAUAUUGGUGAAAAGCCACUUCAAUCUACCGUUGGUGAUGAAAUUACUAUUCUAGGUGGAAAAUAUAUCGAUAAAGCUUACGUAUUAUUCGAGAACCAAUUCAGGCAUCUAUAUGCAGACCUCAUCCUCAGCUUGGAUGACCAAAACACCAGUGAGCGCUUCAUCAAGGAAUUGUCAUUCGAAGAUGCCUUCAAAGUGGUAGAGAUGGAGCUUAGUUUUAUGUAUGAUGUGCUUUACACCAAGGCAAUAGUGGUUUAUUCUCUACUAGGCAUUCUUCUCCGCAUUGCCAGCUUCUUGUCCACUAUUUCUACCUUAGCGGCCUUCUGCUUCUUCAUCGAUAGGCAUGAGUUCUCAAACAUUGACAUCAACAUUACUUACUUAUUACUCUUUGGAGCUAUUUUUCUUGAGGUUUAUGCUCUCAUUAAGCUGAUUUGUCGGACUGGAGCAUCGUCUGGUUGA